UGUUGUUGUUCCGUUCUGAGUGUUUCUCAGCCCAACUGCGCCGUUCAGAUUGAAAUCGACCGCCGUUUCUACUUCAUUCAAUCCAAUACUACUCUGCCGAUGCACAAGCAACAACAACAGCAGCAGCAGCAGCAGCAGCAGCAGCAGCAGCAGCAGCAGCAGCAAGGCAAGACGAGCGGCGCCGAGCUCGAGUCUGUCCGCUCAAUCUCGGGUGCCUCGAAUGGCAGCACCAACAGCUCGCCUGGCUCCGGCAUGAUGAUGAGCAAUCAGACUACUACCACUAAUGCAGCAUCUUCUGUGGCAAGCGAGCCGUUCGUCCUGCUUGGCAUUCACAUGGAUCGCCAGCCGCGCACCGUCCAAUUCGUUGCCGCCGCUUCGCUCGUCAUCUUCUUCUUUGUCAUUUACGGAUCCAUUCUGGAAACAAUCUUCCGGGAUCCGGGAUAUGCGCAGUACGGAUAUCACAUGACGUUGACCUUGUUCAUUUGCUACUCGAUCUUUUCCGCUGUGGAAAUCACCUACAAAGGAGGCAAAGUUUUCAAGUGCGGAAAAGCGCCGCUAGGGGGAUAUUGCCUGAUUGCAUUGCUAACGGUGAUCACAAUGACACUGUCGAACGUCGCGCUGGCAUACCUGAACUUUCCCACUCAAAUCAUCUUCAAAUCCUGCAAGCUCAUUCCCGUCAUGAUUGGCGGCAUUCUUAUUCAACAAAAGCGCUACGAGCUGCUCGACUUUGCAUGCGCUUCGCUCAUGACUCUCGGGCUGAUUCUCUUCACGUUGGCGGACGUGCAAGUUUCGCCCAGCUUCUCCUUCAUCGGUGUCGGCCUGAUCUCAAUAGCCCUCUGCGCGGACGCCGUUAUUGGCAACGUGCAAGAAAAGUACAUGAAGCUGUACAAGUGCAGCAAUGCGGAGAUGGUGUUCUUCUCGUACUCUAUCGGCGCCUGUUACCUCACUCUCUUCAUGUUGGUCACCGGGGAGCUUUACCAUGGAACAAUCUACGCUUUGGCGCAUCCUCGCGAAACCUAUGGACUCACCGUCCUGCUCUCCAUCUCUGGGUAUUUGGGCAUCGAGUAUGUACUAUUGCUCGUGAGGCACUUUGGUGCCCUUCUCGCAGUGGCCGUGACCACGUUCCGAAAGGCCUUCACGAUGAUUUUGUCGUUUGCGCUCUUCCCGAAACCAUUCACGUGGAACUAUGUUUUCGCCUCCCUCCUCGUGUUUGCCGGUGGCUUUCUCAACAUUUAUGCAAAGCAGCCGGAAGUGGUCUAUGCCUGGAUUUACCGAUGGACUGGCAUUACCAUUGGGCGAUCUCGGCCGUCUCGCGUUUAACAUGCAGUGGAGUGUGUGCAACUUUUGUGCAACUGCGAUGUAUUUACACAACGUUUUGUUUCAAUUCUUAGUACAGCUUGUGCUCGGAUCUCCGUCGAUUGUCAUGAGAACCGUGGGCAGCUGU
Capsaspora owczarzaki ATCC 30864 is the source of this 1444-nucleotide messenger RNA. Its product is annotated as solute carrier family protein. Gene Ontology annotation, molecular function: 3'-phosphoadenosine 5'-phosphosulfate transmembrane transporter activity. The record is from RefSeq and is a predicted model, not a curated record. Lineage: Eukaryota; Filasterea; Ministeriida; Capsasporidae. The transcript has 4 exons. Gene Ontology annotation, cellular component: Golgi membrane; endoplasmic reticulum membrane. Bases 100 to 1320 code for a protein of 406 amino acids. Gene Ontology annotation, biological process: transmembrane transport.